Molecule: messenger RNA, 2459 nt
Organism: Melanotaenia boesemani (Boeseman's rainbowfish)
Lineage: Eukaryota; Metazoa; Chordata; Actinopteri; Atheriniformes; Melanotaeniidae
Gene: pik3ip1
Product: phosphoinositide-3-kinase interacting protein 1
Exons: 6
Coding region: 142-975 (277 amino acids)
Molecular function (GO): endopeptidase activity; signaling receptor binding
Source: RefSeq, a predicted model, not a curated record
GCUCUGACAAAAACAAGGGCUGGGGCUUUAAGCGAGUGGAGCAGUGUGUUCCAUGCACAGGCUCUUUCUCCAUUUGAAACAAACAGCAUUUAAUAAUACUUUCCCUCAUUUUUAGAGAGAGAGAGAGGGGAAAAGCUCAUCAUGUUCAGGGUUAAUUCUUCCCAUCAGCUCUACAAAAUGUUUUUCUCUUUGCACGUUGUUUUCCUGAGCGUGGCCAUUGUGCACAGCAGCGCAUCAAACGGAGAACAGAAAGACUGUAUGAGAUCCAGUGGUGUGGACUACCGAGGAGAACAGCAGAGCUCCUCCUCAGGUCUGACCUGUCUGAACUGGAUCAAUACUACAAGGGACUAUGAUGUUGAAAUCCGUCCAGAUUCACAGACAGGUGCUGGAGAUCACAAUUACUGCCGAAACCCAGACGCCUCUGAAAGGCCUUGGUGCUACAUUGCUGGCCCAGAUGGGACGAUUCAGAGACAAUUCUGUGCAAUUGAAGCAUGCAAAGAGCAAACUUCAGCUGUGCCAGAAGAGACUGAAUCCCUCAACGCAACAGGAAGCACAUCCUCCACACAGAGCUUCCAGCCGGUGAGGUCGGGAGCUUCUCAUGGAGAAAUCGCCGCCGUGCAGCCAGUGAUGGGAAUCAGCCAGCGAGUGCGCACAGGACCUAAAAAGAAGAAGGAUCUUGGGACUCUCGGCUAUGUCCUUGGCAUCCUCAUGAUGGCCAUCAUAAUCGUUCUUGGAGUGGGCAUCACAUUUGGCUACUUCUAUAAGAGGGGUCGAGACUUGAAAAAGCAGCAUGAGCAGCGAGUGUACGAGCGUGAGAUGCAGAGGAUCACCUUGCCCCUGUCAGCCUUCUCCAAUCCCACCUGUGAGCUCAUAGACGAGAACACCAUUGAAAUCACAGCAGAGCAUGAGACCAGCCCUGUGCAGGAGGGCGGAGACCCUUUAAUGGGCCAGCACGCUGGCACGCCUGGAGCAUGAAUAGACAUGUAGUCCUCCAACAGGACUGUGAUAUGUUUUGUUAUUGUUCUUUUUUUUUUGUGGACCAAAACACUCCCAUUUUCUGGUUUCUCCUCUUCACCUCCUUGAGUGACCUCGAUUGAAAAGGAGCUGAGGAGCAGUGUUGACUCCAAAGAAUUUCUUGGUGUGUCCGCUGUUUCUCUUCUCCUUCUUUCCUUUCAAUGGACACAGUUUUAACAACCGGAUCCACAAAGGAAAAUCUGUUUUUAAUGAGGACAUGCCACGAGCUCUUUAAUAUUCAUAUCUGAUUAUUUUAAGAGGUGACAAAAUGAGGUCACAGGCUCUCUCCUACAUAAAAAAUAGCGUGAACAUCGAGCCAGAUGGAUUUUGACAAGUCAGUGUUUGAUAAAACCAGGUCUUAAUGAACAGACGGUGUUUGGAACUGUCGAUAAAUCUUUUGUUUUCCAAAGAAGAAGUGAUUACACAAUGAGUAUGUGCUAGACUUUGACCUGUGUGGCACACUGUCUGUGCUGAGGGAGACGAGAGCCAUGUUUGUAUAAAGACUUUUUUGUCUUUGACACACACUGGUUACACAGAUGUGUCUCUGAAAAUAGUCAUCCUCCCCUGUGACAGGAUGCAUGAGGUAAAACAGGCCCGCAAAAGACAAGGGAAGGCUUCCAGCUCAGAAACUGCCUUAGCAUGAUACUUAUGAAUGUAUUUUAUCCCAUUUGUACACUGCUGGGCCAGUGUAGGUGUAGGUUGAAAAACAAUGACGUUGUUAUUGACAGAAGUGAAAGAAGACUUGCCCUUUUCUUCCACAGGUUAAGGAGUGACAGGAAAUAUACAGUGCUCUCAGGAUGCAUGAGCACAGUAGUUAGUCCUCAGGACAACAGACAGGAUGAGAAAAGAAGAAAGCCCAAAGUCUGUCUUUGCAGCGCAGGAUAGUAUGUGUGUGUGUGUGUGUGUGUUGUGGUGAUGGAGCCUGGUGUCUAGAUUAGAUUCAGAUUUUUGAAUGAUUCACUUGAUGCUUCAGAGUUGACACAAGAAUGAAGUAGAGUAGGAACAGUCCUGAGUUUGGUGUUCCUCAUGUAAAACAUAAUUGCAUGUACAUGGUUACCUGCUGUAUGUUUGCCAUUCAGGGGCCAUUUUUCCAUCUUAAAAACUACUCAUUGAAAAAAAAAUGUAUGAAUGAAAGAAAUCAUCACAGAGAAGAUUUUGUCUCUUUCAUAAGGUGCACUGUUAUUUCUUACUGUAUGUUAUGUUUCGUUUGUCAUGUAGCAUGUAGUCACUCCAGCUCAUCUGGUUUUGUGGUUAUUGCUGGACUUUCAUCAUUGGUAAAUCAAUGGUUACUACUGCCUAAUUAUUUCAAGCAUCUGUUGUAGUUUGCAAUUAUUUUGUCAUAAGUUAUCAAAAUAAAAAAAAAAGUCCCAACAUUUGGUUUAGGCACUUGUAUUUGUAUGAAUGUUGCCGUUGCUAAGACUGAAAUAAAAGGAACUCAACCUGAA